Molecule: messenger RNA, 789 nt
Organism: Vigna radiata var. radiata (mung bean)
Lineage: Eukaryota; Viridiplantae; Streptophyta; Magnoliopsida; Fabales; Fabaceae
Exons: 2
Coding region: 1-789 (262 amino acids)
Source: RefSeq, a predicted model, not a curated record
AUGGGCGAGGUGGAGGGAGAGGGCAUGGAAGGGGAGGGGGCCGGAAUGAAUCCACCCUUUGAAGACGAACGGACAGUGGUUGAGCAACCCGAUAAGGCGGAGGGGCUUCACCUGUUUACUGCUAAUGUUAUGGGGGUAGCUAUGCCAGAGAAUAAGGUUUUUCCAUGGGUGGAAAAGUAUGGAGGGUCGACCGAUCCGGUAAAGCAUCUAAGGUCAUUUGUUGAUGUUAUCGUUGUAUACUCGUCUGAUGAGCUAGUUUGGUGUAGGGUUUUUUCUUUGUCUUUGAAGGAGGAAGCUUUGGAUAGGUUUCAUUCUCUGCAGCCGCGAACUAUUGAUAGUUUUGCCACGUUGAGGCGUUUGUUCAGUCAGCAAUAUGCGUCGAAUCGUUCUCGAGGUUUGACGUAUACUGCAUUGGUCAGAAUGAGGCAAGGAAAGGAAGAGUCACUUAAAGGGUUCAUGGGUCGUUUUAACCAAACGACUUGGCAGGUAAGGAACGUGGACCAACGGUUGAUAGUCAGCGCGCUCACUACUGCGUUGAGGCCGAGACCUUUUGUUGAUUAUCUUUAUGAAGAGGAGCCCGAGCAGCGAAACCCACUUCAAGCUGAACCGCAAGAGGGAGGCAAAAACAAUGAGAAGUCGUUGAGGGGGGUUAUAAACACGAUAUCGGAGGGUUUUGCGGGGGGGAGGGUCGUCUUCUGCUGCUCGAAAGCGCCAUCUAAGGUAUCUGCACAAUGUCAAUCGGGCAGAGGUGGCACACAGGUCUAUGCCGCCAAUAACCUUCUCAGAUGA